This is a messenger RNA of Alexandromys fortis (reed vole), 5330 nucleotides long. It is a transcript of the gene Ap3m2, whose product is annotated as adaptor related protein complex 3 subunit mu 2. Lineage: Eukaryota; Metazoa; Chordata; Mammalia; Rodentia; Cricetidae. Gene Ontology annotation, cellular component: cytoplasmic vesicle; clathrin adaptor complex. Gene Ontology annotation, biological process: intracellular protein transport; endocytosis. The coding region runs from base 2003 to 3259 and encodes 418 amino acids. The transcript has 10 exons. The record is from RefSeq and is a predicted model, not a curated record.
GUUCCUCAAAAUUUACGUUCUAUUUUCUAUUGGGGACCUUUUUAAAAAAAAAAAAUCAAAACUUUAAGGAGCCAGAAAACAACCUUUGACUGCCGUGUGAAUUUGGAAGUCUGGGGGUCCUUUUAGGUCCACGCAUCUAUAAGCUGUCUGAGGAAUUCUAAAACGGGGACCAAUGGGACUUACAAGAUCUGCCUGGAAAUUAAAAAAAAAAAAGUACAGCCUUGGAGCAAAAGAUCAAGAGAGAGAAGGCAGAACAGUGUGACGAGAAAAAUAGGCUGGGGUGCUUGUGCAGAGGAAUCUAGCACUGCAUACAAUGAGUUGUAAGCAGUCACUUUUCAGGUCCGCGGGAGUGGUCAUAGAUUGCUCAAUGUUGUAUUUCAUACAGGAAGACGCUGGAAGAAGAGUGUGAGCAGCUGCAUCACAACGCACUGAGUCGAUUUUUAAUGAAAUUUGAAAACCAAUAUCAAAUGAUAAAAAGGGCCAUCUGAAACACUCAGGGAAUACGGAGUAAGCCAAACACAGACAAGAAGUCCGGCGGGUGACUUGACAGAGGGAAGUUUUUCUGUUCUUCACUGGCCAAACACACACACACACACACACACACACACAAACCACAUUUGAUGAACAGGAAGUAGCCGGGUCUGGCACACUGCAGAGUUUGCAAAGCAGAGGUUUGGGUUUCCCUUCUGAGGGCCAUCUUUAUCUAAAUAACUACUUAGAAAAUAGUAUGUUACUUGAAAACUUUUGUUUUUUAUCCAAGCUGUUUUCUUUCCUCAGAAAAAAAUUUUCAUUUGAUGAAUAUUUCUUCUCUAAUUUCAUCUGUUAUGAGGCAAUGUCACAAAUUGCUUUUUAUUUUUUAGCUUUGAAAUUAUUAUUUUUUUUAAUUUGCUUUUACAGCCCCCCUCCCCCUCCUCCCGGCCCCGCAGGGUGGGUAUAGCAAGCGUUAUAGCCCAAGCCUUUAAUCCCAGGACUCGGGAGGCAGAGAAGCAGUUUUAAGUUCAAGGCUAGCCAGCUACCCAGAGAAAGUGUCUCGUGUCUCAAAAAGAAAACAAAACAAAAAGGGGAAAUCUUUUUUGCAUGUGUGAAGUACGUGUUUGCAUUUGUGCGUGGAAGCCUUUGCAGGGGUCAAAAGACAACCUUGUUCGAGAAGGGGCCUCUGUAUUUAUUUUGUCUGUUUGUUUUUGUUUUGUUGUUGUUGUUGUUUGUUUGCUACUGCCGGAGACCUUCUGGAGACGGGUCUGGAUUGGCACUGACAUCACCACACCACAGCUUUUCACACCUUAUCUUACCGAAAGCCUUAUUUUAGUAUAACUGAAGGUACAUCUUUCCUCUGACUUCUGCUUUCGCACCUUUCCGAGUCGCUGUUACCCCGAGCACUUUAAUGUCCUUUCAAUCAAAGACCUGUAAAACACCUUUAUUUGUCGAUCAGGGAACUGAGAUUCUGAAAGGAAAAGGGUAGGUUUCUGUCUCUCCUUGUCCCCUCCCUUCCCAACCGCCCCCACCCCCUACUCCUCGGCUGGCUUGGAACUCCCCUUGUAGCCCAGCCUGGCCUCGAACUCUCAGAUAACACCUGCUUGCACCCUGAGUGCCGGGAUUAAAGAUCUGUACGACGCCCGGCCGCAGACGCUUUUUAAGUGCACCUGUGUAAUGGAGGGUAGUCCUGAUUGGUUGUCUAUGACGCAUUAAAUUAGGGCUUGGAACCAUAGGGCUACACCAAUUGAAGGUUGCCGGACCUUCAACGAAGGCCAAUCGGAUGCUAGAACCUAGCAAGCCACCUGCGAUCAACCAGAGCUCAGCAGCGGAGGCCGGGGAGCGGCUGGCCAAUCAGCGGGCGAGCGGCGAAGAAGAGGCGGGGCCUUCGCGCAAGAUGCAGAGCACCGCGCAACUGCGCUGCGGGAGCCCGAGCGGAGCCUGAGACCUGGUCCAAGCUGAGUUGAAAAUCGGCCCAAUCCAGAGGUUUGUGGGCGGAAAAGGUGUUCCUCUCCCACCAGCAAGCUUCACCAUGAUCCACAGUCUUUUCUUGAUCAACUCCUCGGGAGACAUUUUCCUGGAGAAACACUGGAAAAGUGUGGUCAGUCGCUCUGUUUGUGAUUACUUUUUUGAGGCCCAGGAGAGGGCCACGGAGGCCGAAAACGUUCCUCCCGUUAUCCCCACGCCGCACCACUACCUCCUGAGUGUCUACCGACACAAGAUCUUCUUUGUGGCCGUGAUUCAGACAGAGGUUCCGCCUCUGUUUGUCAUUGAAUUCCUUCACCGAGUAGUGGACACGUUUCAGGACUAUUUUGGAGUCUGUUCAGAGCCAGUCAUCAAAGACAAUGUGGUUGUGGUCUACGAGGUAUUGGAAGAGAUGCUGGACAAUGGGUUCCCCUUGGCUACUGAGUCCAACAUCCUCAAAGAACUGAUAAAGCCCCCCACCAUUCUCCGGACGGUGGUCAACACCAUCACAGGAAGCACCAAUGUGGGAGACCAGCUCCCGACGGGGCAGCUUUCGGUGGUGCCUUGGCGACGGACGGGGGUGAAGUAUACCAACAACGAGGCCUACUUCGAUGUGGUUGAAGAGAUAGACGCCAUCAUCGACAAGUCAGGUUCCACGGUCACCGCUGAGAUCCAGGGAGUGAUUGAUGCCUGUGUUAAGCUGACCGGGAUGCCAGACCUCACUCUGUCCUUCAUGAACCCUAGGUUGCUGGACGAUGUUAGCUUCCAUCCCUGUGUCCGGUUCAAGCGCUGGGAAUCUGAGCGCAUCCUCUCCUUCAUUCCUCCUGACGGCAACUUCCGCCUGCUCUCCUACCAUGUCAGUGCGCAGAACCUAGUUGCGAUUCCAGUCUAUGUCAAACAUAGCAUCAGCUUCCGGGACAGUAGCUCACUUGGACGCUUUGAAAUCACAGUGGGACCCAAGCAGAGCAUGGGAAAGACAAUAGAAGGUGUGACUGUCACUAGCCAGAUGCCCAAAGGAGUCCUGAACAUGAGCCUCACUCCAUCCCAGGGGACACACACGUUUGACCCCGUGACAAAGAUGCUGUCUUGGGAUGUAGGCAAAAUAAACCCACAAAAGCUGCCGAGUUUGAAGGGGACAAUGAGUCUUCAGGUUGGAGCUUCUAAACCAGAUGAGAACCCCACAAUUAACCUGCAGUUUAAGAUCCAGCAGCUGGCUAUUUCUGGACUCAAAGUGAACCGUCUGGAUAUGUACGGAGAGAAGUACAAGCCGUUCAAGGGCAUAAAGUACAUGACCAAAGCCGGCAAGUUCCAAGUUCGAACCUGAGGGGCACGUGUUCCUUGGAGGAGCAAUGACGGACAUGUUUUCAUUUCUUACUUGUCUAAAAGUAAAACGUCAGCCUGUUUCUUAGGUCAGUUUUCUCCAGGCUCCAUCUGCUCCCUUUUGUCCUCAGUCUUCAGUGCCGUGUAACUGAUUAAGGGAGAAAGGCUUGUCAGGGAACGCACGGCCAAACUCAGCACAGCCCUGACUGAGUUCUAGAGAAGCGUAUGGUGGAGAGCCGUGCUACGUGCUGUUGUAUGUCACUACUUUUCCAUGGCUGCCACGGGGUGGGGGGAUAGACCAGCACUUGCUGUUUGUUUGGUUGUAAUUAUCUAAGUCCAAUGGAAGAUGUCUCUAUUGAUUUUUUUUUAAGAUAGAAAGAUUUGAAAGACAAAAAAAACGAUUGGAAAAAAGUAAGUGUCAGUCAAAGAGAGACCAGUGCAGAUUUGAUCCAUGGGUCUGGGUUGUGACUCAGUGGCAGAGCGCUGGCCUAGGAUGUGUGCAAGCCCUGGUUCGUUCCUAGCAUGGCCCGUGGGACAAGACAGAUCUGCCAUAUGAGGGAUAAGCCAGAUAAGCUAAUAUGAAAAGAGUUAUAACAAGAGACUCUACAGAGAAGGACUGGCCAAAAAAGUGGUCAGAGUUUCCCCAGGGACUACGAGGAGCAGGGUGGAGUGGUUUCUUUCUGACCCUUCUCAUGUAUAGGAAGGACUUGCAUGUCCAGGACUUCCAGAGUUCAAGUCCACACUUGACAUGAAACCACAGUGGGGUCACUUUCCCUUGGAGGCUGGAGCGCUGUGGCCUGACUUUUAGGUUCUCUCUUGGGCUUGCUCCUUGUGCUGGCCGAUCAUCUUGGUGGGAAGGUUGCCAGAGCAGCUAACAGUCUCUUGCUGGGUAUCCAACUCCUCGGUGGGAGCUCCCCCAAAACAGUUUGGUGCAGCUAGAUUUUUCUGAAUUAGAAAUGUUGAUUGAGAUGGGAACUCGUGUCCCACAGAAGUAGACCAUGCCUAUGCGUGGUGGCCGCCAUUUGUGUUUGUCAGGCUGGACUGGCCCCAAGCCUUACCCUUUCUUGUCUGAAGGUCCCCAUCAGAAGCCCCCAGUGGGCAGGGCACCCCGAAGGCAUGAGUCCAUGAAGCUGCCUACCAUCUGUACACUGUUGUCUACCUGUUGACAGCAGACUGCUCCCAGUCUACGUUUAAGACAAAAAAAGAAAAAAAAACAAAAAAGGUGUCUUGAACCUUUGAGUAAAAUCAGAUGCCGUAGGAGGGCAGGCUGUGUUAUCUUGAGUAAACCACGAGUUUAAACCAUGGCAGCCGAAGGAGCAUGACUUUCCUAGUGAGUAUUUCUUAAUCUGUUUCAGUGUGUCCAUUACUCAUUUUAGUACCUACAUAAAAGGUGGGGUUUGUUUUUUUAACUUGCAGCCUGGGGAGCGGCUGUGCUCUGUGUUGUGCGGGGAGGGGGGAAGCUCCGUUUCCUUUGGUCCUCACAGCUCUCCCCUAGAGUCCUGUUUGCAAUCACUUGUGCUCACUUAGUUUCUGUGCUUGUUCUUUUUCUGGCUAGUUGUAUCUUGCUGUGGCCAGUACUUAGUUUUGCUGCUGGGUGAUGUUUCUUUGUGAUUUUCUUGUGGGGUGGACCGUGCUAUGUACAGUCAGCUGAUUCUGACCGCUCCACUCCGGAAUCUGGACUAGGGUAGCUCCGCACACCCGGUGUGGAGAGAGACACUCUGCAGAUGACUUUCAGGGCAUGAUGUCACCUCCACAGGCUCCGCUGGAUUCCAAGGCUUCUUGAGACACAGGGAACUCUUUAUAUCGGUCCUUGAAUAUGUUCAGGUUCAUAAGUGCAGUUCCUUUAUUCUGUCUAGCACAGGACAGCUUGUCUACCUAGAAAGAGACGGGGUUGGAGUAUGGGACCUGCGGGCCUAGACAUGGUGGAUGUAGGCAGGCCUGACUGUCCCCAUUCAGUGACUGUCAGUCAGCUGGCAGGUAGUGCAGGGUGUCUCAAUAGCUCCCCACGCUGUGUGGUCCAUGUGCAGAAGUAGUAGUAUUUCUGUUUAAGUCUUAAUAAAGCUUUAUCAGUCUGG